GCAGGAUUAUGGUUACGGUCGCCGGCAAGGGACAAGGGAAGGUCACAAGCGUUUCUUCUUCCGCUGUUCUGUGCUGGUGCUUGAAUCGCUGAGAUCGACCCCUCGAUGGCCCCAGAGCAGCCACCACCGCCGGGGAGCAGCAGCAGCAGCGCCGAGGAAGAGGAUGAUUUCGGGUACGGCCUCUUCCCGGAGCGGCGGCGCGGCGAGGCGAAGCAGGCGAGGUCCUUUCUGUACAACAGCCUGUUCACCUUCAACCAUAAGUGCCAGUUGAUGCUGAAGAUCGCCCUGGACUCCAAUCCAUAUGCAAGAUUGCUGCUUGAUGCUAUGAAGAAUUCUGGCUGCACUGUUUUCAAAGACCGACACUUUUCCUGUGAAGACUGUGCUGGGUGUGUUAGCGGUGGAUUUGAUUCAUCAACAUCACAGAUUGUUCUGUGCCAAAACAACAUUCGUCAUCAAUCACAUAUGAACAGAGUAGUUACACAUGAACUUAUCCAUGCAUUUGAUCACUGCCGUGCACAUGUGGACUGGUUCAACAACGUCAAGCACUUAGCUUGCUCAGAGAUCCGAGCGGCUAAUCUCAGUGGCGACUGCUCACUCAUGAACGAAAUGUUGCGGUUUAAAUUUGGCUUGAAGCAGCACCAUCAAACUUGUGUACGAGACAGAGCUGUUCGCUCCAUCUUGGCCGUUAGAAAAGUCAGCAAAGAAAUAGCUGAGAAAGCUGUGGAUGAAGUCUUUGACUCCUGUUUCAAUGAUCAUGAACCAUUUGACAGAGUGCCUCAUAGUAAACAGGAUGCAAAAUAUGCAUACAGAGAUUUUCAGAACCGCCAUCGAUACUACACAAACGUAUAAACAGAACUGUUCAUUUCUAGCUGCUAAACAACAUUUGAGGGCAGUUUGCAAGAGAUGAGUUGUGCUGAAAUGGUGACAAUAACCAGAGUCCUACAAGAGGGGGAUAUCCUUGUUAUUUCCUCUUCAGUUCUAUGUUUCAUUCUGCAUAAGAAUUUAUUCAGAGAUGCAUUUUUUUCAAUGCACAUGUGAAAUUGUUUGAAUAUUCUGUCAGGAAUUUCUUUUGCAUGUGUCUUCCUUGAAUAAAUAAAAUUUCGUUAAUAGUUUUUAUA
This is a messenger RNA of Eublepharis macularius, 1118 nucleotides long. RefSeq names its product ATP23 metallopeptidase and ATP synthase assembly factor homolog (gene ATP23). Gene Ontology annotation, biological process: mitochondrial proton-transporting ATP synthase complex assembly; mitochondrial protein processing. The transcript has 6 exons. NCBI's taxonomy places the organism in Eukaryota, Metazoa, Chordata, Lepidosauria, Squamata, Eublepharidae. The coding region runs from base 106 to 849 and encodes 247 amino acids. Gene Ontology annotation, molecular function: metalloendopeptidase activity. Gene Ontology annotation, cellular component: extrinsic component of mitochondrial inner membrane. The record is from RefSeq and is a predicted model, not a curated record.